CUUUAACGAAUUCUCAAGUCACUUUGGAUUUGAGAAUACUUUUAGUUUUUAAUUUUUUUUAUAUGUACAAAAAUCCGAACGAACUACAUUUUUCUUGUUAGCGCAAUUUUGAAAGAAAUAAACGGAAAAGUUGGAUAAAACGACGAAUCACUCACUAACAAAAGCGAAAAUAAGUGUGAAGUGACAUAAUCUUUAAAAAAAAAUAUUUAAAAUUGAUUGAGCCUAUCUCAACUACUUAAUAGUAAUAUUGAAUUGAGACGAAUUGGAUAAAUUUAGAAUCACAAAUACACACGCUUAUACGCGGACAAUCUGUGCAAAAAAAUAAAUACUGUGCCCUGCUUAUAGAUAAAAUAGACUGAACAUAAAAAAAUAGAUUUUUUCUCUGAAUUUGCCCACAUUCAAAAAAAAAAAUUGUCGUCUUUUUCUCGAUUAAAAAAUAAAUGCAUACGUAGAAAAAAAUUAAAACAAUAAUAAUUGAAAAGACUAAGUAGAAAAAACAUUAAGGGCGUAAAUAAAUGGUGCAGUGAAUAGACUCAAACUUUAUGUGAAUGAUUAGAAAAGCAAAACCAGACACUAAAAAAGUAACAAUACACAAACGAAAUUUAAAAACGUGGGCGGAUUUAUAAUUCUCUUUUUCUGUGCACACACGACAAAAAGGUGUACGGAACAAUACCAUUCUCAAUUCGAGAGACAAGUCAUAUUAUAUUUAUUAUUAUUGUAUAAAGGAAAAAGAUAAAACGUAAAUAACGAAAAAUGGAUGCGUGUGAAAUUGCGAAUUUUUUAGCAAAAGAGCUAUUUUAUCAGCUCGCAAGUUUUGAUGGUUUCAACAAUAGCGGAAAUGGUGCAUUAACGCAAACAACAGCAACCCUUACUCCAACCGUCUUACGCAAUAUUGAACAAACUUUUUUGGAUUACGCUGACGAUACAACCAAUUCUCUUCCUUUUCAAGCGGGAUUCGUUCCUCCAAUUGCCCCUGCAUACCAAACAUCUUCCUCAAUUAUCAACGGUACGAAUAACAACAGUUCGACAAUCCUCACGGAUCACGAAUACAGUAUGGAUAGCAGUUCAAUGUCGAGUAGUUCAUGGCAUACAACGCCGCCGCCUCAAGAUAUUGUCAUUGAAUCCGCGAAACACAAUAAAGGAGUUGCAAAUAAUAACAACAAUAAUAGUGUUAACAACAAAAAUACCGUUGGAAAAGCUCCUCGUCGUAAUGUCGGAGGUCGACGUCCCAAUCGCCCAAGCAAUUUGACGCCCGAAGAAGAGCAAAAACGCGCUGUACGACGCGAACGCAACAAAAUGGCAGCCGCCAGAUGCCGUCGUCGACGCGAAGAUCACACGAACGAGCUGAUGCAAGAAGUCGAAGGCUUGGAAAAUGUCAAAAAAGGUUUGCAAAUGGACAUGCAAAAGUUACAACGCGAAAAAGAAGAACUCGAAUUCUUGUUGCAAAAUCAUCGAACAACAUGCAAACGACAAGUUCGUGAGAUUCCGAUGACACAAUUUAUUCUCCCAACGGUUGAUAGAAUCAAGUCUGAACCUGUAGAAGAAUCGUUUGAUAAUGAUUGCAGACCGCCGUCGCCUAAACGUGCUCUUCUUUCAAGUGUCGUUUUCAACUCAAAUCCCUCCCAACAAACACAACAAACUCAAGCACUUCCCCAAAUUCAAACUGUCGUUCAACAGCGCCCAAAUCGACCAAAUACCCUAAAUGUUCCAAUGACGAUGCAUCCCUCGUCGCAAGCCCUCAACAACGUUCAAAUUGAGACUCCAUCAAAUGGCACAGUUAACUUUAACUUUGACAGUCUCAUGGAAGGCGGCACAGGACUCACGCCAAUCAAUCAUCCGCUGAAAGUAAUUACAGAUCCCCGCCAUGGAUUAGAUUUAAUCACACCCACAAGCGAUGCAAGCAGAUUGUGUAGUUUAUAAAAAAAAAGUGAUUCUCUCAGCAAAGAUAAAUAAAAAAAAAUAGGACGACGCUAAAAAUUUUAAUACAGAAAGCUUUAUAGUUUACGCACGAUUUGUGAUCUUAAUUUAAAACAGAGAAAACAAUAGAAAAUCAUAUUUAAGAGUUAUGUUAAAAGAAAAUCUAUGAAAAAUGUUUACCAACUAAAACAAAAAUCAAUAACAAGAAAAUUGUAUUAGCUUUAAGUUGAAUAACGAGCAAUAUUUUUUAUAUCAAAAUUAUUGUAAUGAUCCAGCAAAAAGUUUAUGAGGUGCCUAAAAAAUUUCGUACUACUUAGAACAUUCAAAAAUUCAGGAAUCUUUUGAAAAAUUGUUGUAAUUGUGUCUUAGAAAAGAAAAAUAAAAAAAAAAUAACGAUGUGCUCUUGUGAAACUUUCCUUAAAAAGACAAAUUCAGAAUAAAUGAAUAUUUUUAUUGAUAAAUGAAAAAGUUUAUAUGUAUAAUAAAAUAA
Molecule: messenger RNA, 2407 nt
Organism: Culicoides brevitarsis
Lineage: Eukaryota; Metazoa; Arthropoda; Insecta; Diptera; Ceratopogonidae
Gene: kay
Product: transcription factor kayak
Exons: 3
Coding region: 754-1920 (388 amino acids)
Biological process (GO): regulation of transcription by RNA polymerase II
Cellular component (GO): nucleus
Molecular function (GO): RNA polymerase II cis-regulatory region sequence-specific DNA binding; DNA-binding transcription factor activity, RNA polymerase II-specific
Source: RefSeq, a predicted model, not a curated record